Messenger RNA from Scophthalmus maximus (turbot), 2184 nucleotides. RefSeq lists its product as uncharacterized. Bases 1073 to 1519 code for a protein of 148 amino acids. The record is from RefSeq and is a predicted model, not a curated record. The transcript is spliced from 5 exons. Lineage: Eukaryota; Metazoa; Chordata; Actinopteri; Pleuronectiformes; Scophthalmidae.
AUUCUGGGAAAUAGUUAGUUAAGCAGUCAAACUAUCUUUGGAGGUCUUUAUUUUCCCAGCUUUUAUUGCAGUCCCCUUGGGAGUUCAGGUUACAGGGCUCAGAGCCUUCUUUUUGAAAGCUUCCCCUGGGGUCUUGAAUGCUUUUUAAAAAGAUUCACCACAGAGACCUACCAAGUCUUUGUGCUCUGCUGUUGUACUCUGUGGCAACAUCUUGUCCCCUCAGCUGGAUCCUUGCAAGGUUAUGAUUCAAAAUUCGAUGCUAUCCCACUGAGAAAACUCGAUCGUCAAUUGUUCAAAAGAGCCAUAAAUGUUUUCCUAUCUAUUUUUGAAAAUUGAUGAAAAGAUUGAUACCAUGCUUAUCCCUACAUUAAAUAUGCAGCUUCCCAAACAUUACCUUACCCGAAACAUAGGAAAAUGAGAACGUUCUGUGGUGGGGAUGGUUUUUCUUGCAAACUGAGUUGUAAACUUUGGCUGCCUCGCUUAGCUCCAGAAUCAAUCCCUGGAUUGGAACUCAGCAGAACAGUGUUGUGCUAUUAAACAUAUUAGUUCCAAUGUGCUGUGGAAUACAAUAAAACCUCUUUUUUUUCAGUCAGUCUUGACAUCACUGUCUAACAAGGAGCUGUAAAAGUCCAGAGCCGGUCUUUGUCUGUGUACAGGCUCCAUGGAUACGAGCAACAGUCGGCCCUUGUCCUCUCUUUUUUUAAGGCUUUGCUUUUGAAAAGUGGAAGAAAAAGAGGAGGAUGCAACGUCUGUGUGUGUGUGUGUGUCUGUGUGUGUGUGUGUGUGUGUGUGUGUGUGUGUGUUUGUGUGUGUGUGUGGGUGCGUGCGUGCGUGCAUGUGUGUGUGUGUGUAUUUACCAUCUCUACAUAAUAAAGGCCCCUAAAACCUUACAACCCUCAAGCCACGUCUUUGUCUCAAAGUGUGGACCACAACACAGAUUUAACAGCCGCUGUAUUUGCACUGUGUCCAGUCCAAGCUUGUUCGGCCCUCUGGACUCUUUGGAGUAAACAGCUGCUUCAGACUGCAGGUAGUGGCAGCAUCAGUGGAGCUUCACUGCAGCCAGGACCAGAACAUGUUUGUCACUAUCCUGUUUGGAGACAGCAGGAUGGAAAUGUUCAAUCUCAACUGUAAGCUGAUAAACUUCACUCGUCAUUUGAAGCAGACGUGCAGUCUGGACUUGAAUGAGUGUGUGGACUUGAUGGACAGCAGUGGCUCAGUGAUGAACUUAGAGGCGAGGCAGCACAGCGUGUCUCUGGCCAGCAGCAUCCUGGCACAGAGACAAUACUACGUCCUCCUGCGCGUCUGCCGCGAUGAUGAUACUGGGGCUCGUAAAUAUGUUUCUCUCUUAAACAACUAUAGCCAGAGUCAUCCAGAAUUAACAGAGUUGUUGAGGAAACUGUCAAACCCCCAAAAGGAGCAAGACAGACAGAUCAGAGGAAGAUGGAAACAGAGGAGCCUAACUGCCAACCAAACCAGGAGCAAGAAUGGUGCCGCAAAUAACAGGAGCCAUAAAAUGUAGUAAUGAGUCACUACACACUUUUUAUGUCUGAAUUCUUCAGUCACUUUUUUGUGUUAGUGAUUAAGUAAUCUGGGAUAUAUCUUUGGCAAAUGUAUGUUUCCUAUUUUAACAAUCUUUGUUGCCAACUGGGUUGUAGGUGGUCCUGUAUUAGAGGAUGUUUGAGGACGGAUGUUCUCAAACAGGAUGUUUGUUUAGAUUACAUCCACAGUAACACUCAAAGAUGUAUUAUUAUUAUCAUUAUUAUUAUUGACAUUUCUCUAUAGCGGACAAAUUGAUGUGUAAACUCAAUAUCAGAAGCCUGUGUAUCCAGACGUUGACCAGGUACAACAACUAUGGGAUGAAGAAAAUUAAAAUAAAUUAACAGGGAAAGUACUCAUCAGGAAAAAUAACAUUACAUUAUGGAUUUUCUGUUGUGGCAUUGUGCAUAGGCUUGUUGUGUUACACUGUAUUAAUAUUGUAGACGGACCAGUGUUGGCACAUUUGUUGUAGGUGUGAGUCUAUAGAAAGAAAACAUAUUUUUUGAUUGUGAUUUCCUCAGCACACAUUUAACAAUAAGGAAUAUGAUGCAUGAGUGAGGGGAGACCCCUGAGACCUGCCAGGGGUUAGAUAUGUUAACUGACAUACAUCCUGCAUUAAGGACUUGUUUGAAUAAAUGAGUGAACCAG